This is a messenger RNA of Stegastes partitus (bicolor damselfish), 662 nucleotides long. RefSeq names its product RAB15, member RAS oncogene family (gene rab15). Gene Ontology annotation, biological process: Rab protein signal transduction. Bases 21 to 662 code for a protein of 213 amino acids. Gene Ontology annotation, molecular function: GTP binding; GTPase activity. The transcript has 7 exons. NCBI's taxonomy places the organism in Eukaryota, Metazoa, Chordata, Actinopteri, Pomacentridae. The record is from RefSeq and is a predicted model, not a curated record.
CCAACACUACGUCCAACACUAUGGCUAAGCAGUACGAUGUGCUCUUCCGACUCCUGCUUCUCGGAGAUUCUGGGGUUGGAAAAACAUGUUUGUUAUGCAGAUUCACGGACAACGAAUUCCACCCGUCUCACAUCUCCACCAUUGGAGUUGACUUCAAAAUGAAGACACUAGUAAUAGAUGGUAUCAAAGUACGGAUACAAAUAUGGGACACUGCAGGCCAGGAAAGAUACCAGACCAUCACUAAGCAGUACUACAGACGAGCACAGGGAAUCUUCCUGGUGUAUGAUAUCACGAGUGAGCGAUCUUUCCAGCACAUCAUGAAAUGGGCCAGUGAUGUGGAUGAGUACGCUCCUGACAAGGUCCAGAAGAUUCUCGUGGGGAAUAAGUCGGAUGAGGUGGACAAGAGGCAGGUGGCCACGGAGCAAGGAAUCAAGCUUGCCAAGGCUUAUGGAAUGGACUUCUUUGAGACAAGUGCCUUCACCAACCACAAUAUAACAGAGACUUUUACACGACUGGCUGAACAGGUGCUGGCAGCCAAUAAAAAGGACCUGGAUCUGCUCCGGAUGUCCAUUAAUGAUGAGCUUAAUCUUGCUGCUCUGGAGGAGGAGGAGGGACUCUGUGACGGUGCGGCUGGUGACCAGCGCAAAGGCUGCUGGUGUUAA